Molecule: messenger RNA, 5884 nt
Organism: Branchiostoma floridae (Florida lancelet)
Lineage: Eukaryota; Metazoa; Chordata; Leptocardii; Amphioxiformes; Branchiostomatidae
Product: nexilin-like
Exons: 30
Coding region: 672-5744 (1690 amino acids)
Biological process (GO): homophilic cell-cell adhesion; dendrite self-avoidance; synapse organization
Cellular component (GO): plasma membrane; neuronal cell body; axon
Molecular function (GO): axon guidance receptor activity; cell-cell adhesion mediator activity
Source: RefSeq, a predicted model, not a curated record
AACAUUCGCGCGCUGACAGAAAAGGCGUGAAGAAACGCGGUUGAAGUACCGCCCCCCUCCCCCUUCUCCGAAUCAACUUCGGACCAUAUAUCAUCCUCGCUAACUCCUUGCCAAAUUGAGACGGGAUACUCCGUGAAGUCGCGUCAUGCGCCAAGGUUUUGAACAGAUACCAAGGUUACCUCCGUCUCGAAGGUACUAAUAGGGAAAGCUUGAGAAGACGGACUUUUUUGGUCAGGAGGUAUAUAUAACUACGGUAACUUGAUCUGUUUGCGCUGUCUAUGCAGCAGUGGUGACCGGGGGUAGGGAAGAGCGCAUCGCAACGGCACACCCCAAAUCCGCGUUAUUCCCGUUUGGUGCGUUCGUUCGCGACUGGUUUCAAGAACUAUUUCUGGACGGAGGGAGUUAGAGGGCUUUUUUUUCUUGGAACGUCCACCACGCUUGAAGAGUUUUGACAUACCAAACUGUGCGUCAUUCUUCUUGGGGAGCCGUCUAGGAUUUGCCUUGUCCAGUUUUCAAGGUUUGAGGAAUAUCCGCCAGCAGUGUGCGCGGCUCUUGCAGACGACAGGACGCUUCACGGCAUCGUUCGGCGCGGGAUAGGCUUUCUAAAUUGGGACGUCCAGUAACAUUGCAGACCCCUAAGUCAACCCGGGAUUCCCGGCCCACCUUUGCUCAUGGUGCAGCCUAGUAAAACCAAAACCAUGGCCAAGACAGGGGAGGGGGACUCCGAUCAGCAGUCGGCCACAGAACCAUCGUCCAACUCCGUCAAUGGCGACAACAAGAAAGACCCGAUCGUACCAGGUCUUGCCAAGGUUCAGUUGCCCCGUUCCGCUGCUAAGGUUGUUCUGCAGCCCAAGAAGGAGCCCGAAACCUCCGCCACGUACGUUCCUAAGUUUGCCAAUGUGAACGUUAAGGAACGGUUUGAACAGAUGCGGGUCAGGAAGGAGGAGAAGGAGGCUAAGAAAUUCGAAGAAGUUCGCAAGGAGAGGGAGUCACGUGACCAGCGGGAGAAACACUCAGCACUUAGAAAACAAUUCCUGAAGGAGUUGAUGGACUCCGACGAGGAGGAAGAAGUGAAAGAAAAGCCAAAGGAAACUCCGAAAAGUUACGUACCGAAGAUGCGAGGCAGCGUGAGGGGGAAGUUUGAAGAGAUGCAGAAACAAAAGGAGGAAGAAGAGCGUAGGAGGGCGGAAGAGGAAAGAAAGAGGCGGAUUGAGAUGGACCGACAGAUUCAGCAACAGGAACAGGAAAGCUUGAUCUCAAAACAGUUGGAGGAGUCGGACGGAAGUGCUGCUGCAGGAGAAGGGGAAAUGUUUGACAAGAUGGAGACCCCGUCAGGCCCUCCGUCCGCCGCCCCGCCCGUCACGCCCACCGACCUGCCGACCGAAAAGAGACGCAGCAUCAAGGGCAAGUUCGAGGAGAUCCAGAAACAGAAAGAGGAGGAGGCGCGCAUGCGCGCUGAGGAGGAGCGACUGCGCAGGAUCGAGAUGGACAAGCUGCAGCUGGAGAGGGAGGCUGCACGCAAGGCGGAAGAGCAGGAGGUAUCGGAAUCGGAUGGAGACACCAGUAGCAGCGCUAGCUUCCAGCCAACGGUUACCGACAUUCCAAGAGUCACGCGUGGUGGUGUGAAAGGAAAAUUCGAAGCUAUGAGAAAAGCCAAAGAGGAGGAGAGGUUACGGCAAAUGGAAGAAGAGAGACAACAGCGUAUUCAGGCUGAAACAGAGUCCCUUCGCCUGUCCAUUGAGGCCGCCUUUACAAAAGCCGAGGAAGAAGAAGAUGUUGAAGAACCAGAAGUCAACGGUCUUGACACGUCUCCCAGACUCACGAAAAAGAUCGGCAGUGUUAAGGGCCGUUAUGAAGAGAUGCAAAAGGCUCGAGACGAGGAGCACCGUCGGCAGUUGGAAACGGAAAGACUCAGCAGGCUACAGCUCGAGAAACAGGCAAUAGAGAACGAAUCAGAGUCGACGGUCAGCGUUGAACAGGUCAAUGGCAUCAACGGGCAUUCUCCGCAUCAGCAGGAGGAGGAUAAAACGUACACGUCCAGCGAGUCCAUCAAGCUUAGAAACAGGCCAAAGGGCGACGUGAAAGGUCGAUUCGAAGACCUCAGAAAGCGUCGAGAGGAAGAAGCGAGGCGCAAAACGCAGGAGAUACGGAUUAGCCGUAUCGAGUUCGAUAAGAUGAUGCAGCAGCGAGAGAAGGAAAAGACCUCACAAGUAGAGGUGAUCUUGAAAUCCGACGAGGAAGAAGAUGGUGAUAGCGCUUCCGUGACGUCAUCCCUUACGUCAUCGUUUAUCAGUGACGCUGAUGGAGAAUCUGGUGUGCCCCAGCCGGGCACGUGCGGCAGUAUGAAAAAUCGGUUCGAAGCUUUGAGGGAGGCAAAAGAGAAGCCCAGAACGACAGAACCACGACCCAGGCGACUAAAAAAGCUGGAUACGUUCAUACGUGAUACCGGGAAGGAUAAUGAGGAAGAAAACGAAGUAAACGAGACCAACGAAACGACGAAACCCCGAAAACUCGACGUCAAGAACCGAUUCGAGGAGAUGAGGAAAAAGAGAGAAGAGGCCGAAAGAAGAAAAACACAAGAAAUCCGCCUCAGCCGACUUGAACUCGACAAAAUAGCGCAAGAGAGAGAGAAAGAACGCAAAGAAAAGGAUGAGGUGCCUUGCGAUGAUGACAAUGAUGACAGUCCCUCUGAAGGGACCCCCCUUGACAUAAGUGAACCCGUCCCAAGUGUCAAAGAUAGACUCCACCAAAUCAAAAACAGCACAGAGGAGACACAAAGAAAAGCACAGGAACUCCAGUUGAGUCGACUUGAGUUCGACAAAAUGAUGCAGGAGCGAGAGAAAGAGAGGAAUAGGAAAAAAGAGGAAGAAGAAGACGAGCUCGCGGGUUCGUUAGAGGAUUUGAGUGGCGAGCCCGAAAAACCCAUGGGCAGUGUCAAAGGUCGGUUUGAAGAGCUCAGGAAGGUGCGAGAGGAGGAGGGUCGGCGGAAAGCUGAGGAGGAGAGGCUCCGGAGACUGGAAGCCGACAGAUUGGCACAAGAGCGCGAGCUUGAAAAUCAAGCACAGCAAGAGUCAGCUUCGCAGGCCAAUGAGGAAGAGGCUGAGGAUAAACCGGAAGUCAAGGAGGACAUACCACCACCAAAAAGGGGGAGUCUGCGCGGGAAAUUCGAAGUGAUGCAGCGUCAGAAGGAGGAAGAGGCUCGCAAAAAGGCAGAGGAAGAGCGUCUGCGCAGACUCGAGGAAGAGAAGAAGAUCUUGGCAGAAGAAGCCGCCAAGAGAGAAGCUGAGUAUGAGGAAGCAUCCCCAGAGGAAAGUCUCGCCGAAACUCGCGAGACUAAGCGAGAGAGAAGAGCGCCCGGUAAACUUAAGGCCGACUACGUCACGCUACGUCAGAGAAAAGAGGAGGAGGACAGAAGAAAAGCAGAGGAGCUCCGAAAAAGUAGAUUAGAAUUCGACCGCGCGGAGCUUGAGAGAGAGGCGGAAAGAUUACGAGAGGAGCAGGAGCAGCUAGCGGAGCAGCGUGCCGAGGAAAAAGAGGCAGAGGCGCUCAAAGAAUCCAUAGAGGACGCCACCUCUCCCAAGGUGUCCCUUGGAAAGCUCAAGAACAAAUUCACCGAACUUCAAAAGAAGAAAGAAUCCGGAGUUUCCGAAGACGACGGCACGCCAAGGGAGAAAGUCAAACCAGGGAAACUUAAGAAUAAGUUUGAAGAACUUCAGAAAAAGAGUUCAGAGGACCAAGAAAACGACGCAGGCGCUGAGAAGGCGCCGAAGCCAGGAAAACUGACGAUCAGUUUUGAGGAGCUGGCCAGACAGAAGGAGGAAGAAGCCAGACGGGAGGCGGAGGAAGAAAGAAAGAGAAAACUGGAGGAGGAUAGGCAACGUCUGGAGGAGGAAAGGGCCAGACUUGAGGCAGAGGAGGCUGCUGCCGCGGAGGAGGGAGGAGACCAGGAGGGAGAAGAGCCGGUCGAAUCUACACCCGAGGAAUCUGGGCCUCGCCUCAGCGUAAAAGAAAGAUUCGCCCUUAUGCAGAAGAAGAAGGAAGAAGAGGAGGAACAGCGCAGACUGAAGGCCACAGAUGUCAAGGAGGCUGGCAAGAACAAGCGUGCCAGUGCGCUCUUCGAGAAAUUCCAAAAUAUCGACAAGGUUGCAGAGGAGGAACGUCUCCGUAAGGUGGAAGAGGAGAGAGCUCGCCGCCUGGAGAUGGACCGGGAGAUGCUCGCCAGGGAGCUGGAGAGAACUGAGAAAAUGGUCGGGAUGGAGGAAGAGGCUGCCGAGGAGGCUCAGGAGGAGGAGGAGGAGCCCAAAGCGGCGGAGACUGAGGAGGACAAGGUUGCCAGGAAACAGAGAACACGGGCACUGUUCUCACGGUUCGAGAAUCUCGAGAGCUAUGAGGAGCAGGAGCGGCGCAGGCGCAUUGAGGAGGAAAAGCGGAAGCGGCUGAUGCUGGAACAGCGUGAGAUUGACGAGGCGCGCAGGAAGGAGGUGGGUGGGGGUGACGUCACAGGAACGGAGGAGUUGAAGCAGGAGGAGGAGGCUCGUGAACGGGAGUACAUGGAGCGGUUCGCCCGGGGGGAGGCGUCCGACGUGGAAGACUCCGACGAGGACGAGCCUCUGUCCGCCACCAGCGAAAACCUGGCGCCCAAGUUCGUCAAGAACUUCGAGAACAUGACGAUCUUCGAUGGAGACCCCGUCAGGUUCGAGGCCAAGGUGAUCGGCCGACCCAAACCGGAUGUGACGUGGUACCUGAACGGAAAGCGGCUGCCCAACAACCAGGACUACCGGUACAAGUUUGAGGGUGACCACGGCGUGGUGCUGGAGCUGCCGGAGACCUUCCCGGAGGACGAGGGGGAGUACAUGUGUAAGGCCGUCAACACCUCCGGCAUGGCGCUCUGUAGCGCCCUGCUCAUCAUAGAAGGAAGGAUCUGCAAGGGGCACAGAGCAGAGUCUUCGUACAUCAAGCAAACUGUCGAGCCUCCCCGGUCGGCCCAACCUAAAGCGUCUGCUAAGAAAAGCACCAUUGUUAAACAACAACCAGGAAAUGUCCAAGUCAAGCAGACUGUCCAAACAAAGUCAGUCACUGUCCAACCUAAGCAACCUAUCGCUCAACAAAAACAAGUCCAUGUCCAACAAAAACAAGCAGAGAUUCCUCCAGGUAAAUCGGAGGCCGUGGUCAAAGAACAAGUCGUUUCUAAGUCAGAAAAAAUAACAUCCACCACCUCCGGUGGUCAUUUCAUUAAGAAGUCGUCUUCUACUACAACUGAGAAAGUCGUGACCAAGACUACUUCUGAAGUGACUUCGUCAAAGACGGAGAAAUCGGCCGCGGCCAGUGCAUGGGAGUUGAAAUACGGCGGCAAGCCUCUGACGGCUCAACAGCUAGCCAAGCAGAAGUUAGCCCAAAAGAUGGCCGGAAACGGAAAACCGCCCUCCCCGACAGUUAAAGUCCCCGUUCAGAAGCUUUACGUGGGUGGAAAGCCCGCUCCUGCCCCAACCGGCCCGGCCAAGGCGCCCCAGUCGCAGGGAGAGCACCGACCGACCGAGCCUCAGCCCGGGGCAGCGCGUAAACAAUGGCCACCUCCGACCAAGGGUGGGUCUGACGAUGACACUACGAAGCCGUCCGAACCAGUUGCCACAAAAAUCAAAGAAGAGAAGACCUGCAACGGAGACAAAGCUGACGACAAUCAGACCGCUCACAGCAACGAGAAAGAAAACAAACCUCCGGUAAAAACAGCUGAGAAUGGUAACUAAGGGCAUUGCCUUUGUGAAUAGUUUUUUUAUGAUGUCAAGAAUCACAUCAAUAAUUAUUGACAAUGUUUAGAUGUGGUCACGUUGUUCAAUCGUAGGUUGUAAUCAGAAUGGAUUCUUUACAACGUAAAAACAACAACAAU